Molecule: messenger RNA, 1211 nt
Organism: Pieris brassicae (large cabbage white)
Lineage: Eukaryota; Metazoa; Arthropoda; Insecta; Lepidoptera; Pieridae
Product: S-adenosylmethionine mitochondrial carrier protein-like
Exons: 6
Coding region: 253-1107 (284 amino acids)
Cellular component (GO): mitochondrial inner membrane
Molecular function (GO): S-adenosyl-L-methionine transmembrane transporter activity
Source: RefSeq, a predicted model, not a curated record
CUAUUUAUCAAAAAAGGAAUUAGAUUUAUUUAGCAAUAAUUAUAAUGAACACACAAGAAGCGUGAUUUAUAUUUAAUAUAUUGUUUCACUAUUUAUAAUGUGCAUAAUUAUGAGUGCGGCAGUUAGAUAGUGAAUUUUAAUUCUAUAGAAAUGUAUUUUAAGUUUAUAGCCGUUUCGUAGGUUAGGUUAAAGUUAUUCAAAUUAUCGGCGGGAGCGAAAUUAAUUUAAAAAACCCAGAAUUGAGAAUAUACAAUGGAAGGAAGUGAAGCAGUGAAAUAUACUUUAACAUCAUAUGCUGCCCCUUUAUUCGCAGGUGCAAUAGCAGGAGUAUCGGUUGAUGUUGCAUUAUACCCUUUGGAUACUUUAAAAACAAGAUUACAAAGCCAGCAAGGCUUUUAUAAAGCUGGUGGUUUCAAAGGUGUCUAUAGAGGUCUUUUGACAGUAGCAUCUGCGUCAGUACCAACAUCAGCCUUAUUUUUUGUGUCUUAUGAAGCAACUAAGUCUCUAAUGACUCCAAUGGUUACACCACAGUACUUACCAUUUGUACAUAUGUUUGCAGCUAGUGUUGGUGAAGUGUUGGCGUGUGUACUUCGUGUACCAACAGAAAUAGCCAAACAAAGAAAACAGACAUAUGUUGGAAAAGAACAAAUGAGCAGUAUUAGAAUUCUUGUAAAGGCACUCCAAACGGAUGGUUUUCGUAAUGGUCUAUACCGUGGCUUCUUUUCCACUGUACUGAGGGACUUGCCCUUCAGUUUCAUAGAGUUACCGCUUUGGGAGUUUCUUAAGUCUGUGGUGAAGGAAAGGGCUGAUGGACAGAUUAGCAGUUUUCAGAGUGCCCUAUGUGGUUCCUUAGCCGGGGGCUUUGCCGCGGCCGCGACGACUCCACUGGACCUAGCCAAGACCCGUAUAAUGUUAGCUGAAAAUUACGCGGAAACCCGCAAAUUAAGAAUAAAGCCGGUGUUAUCAGAGAUUUACUCUGUUAAUGGGUUAAGAGGCCUCUUUGCAGGUGUAACACCGCGGUUCACCGGUUUCAUGGUUGGAGGUUUUGUGUUUUUUGGCGCUUAUGAUGAUGCGAAAUCGUUUUUUACGCGCCAUUUUGAUAGGUAACAUUGGAUUUUCAUUUUAUAAGUUCUAUAGUCAUGAGUCGGGUACAAUAUGUUGAUUUCACAAAAUUAUUUGAUAUACUAAUUGUAUAUAAUAUAUAUAUAUAU